Strigops habroptila (Kakapo) is the source of this 2255-nucleotide messenger RNA. It is a transcript of the gene PPP2R3C, whose product is annotated as protein phosphatase 2 regulatory subunit B''gamma. The transcript is spliced from 13 exons. Lineage: Eukaryota; Metazoa; Chordata; Aves; Psittaciformes; Psittacidae. Gene Ontology annotation, biological process: regulation of dephosphorylation; cortical cytoskeleton organization; B cell homeostasis. The coding region runs from base 13 to 1311 and encodes 432 amino acids. The record is from RefSeq and is a predicted model, not a curated record. Gene Ontology annotation, cellular component: centrosome; spindle.
ACGUCAGGGCGGAUGGGGUCGCUCCGCCAUAUUGGUUGCGGGCACGGCACUGGGAGCGGCUGGCGUGGUCCGGGUAUGGACUGGCAGCGGAGCCUGAGGAGCCGGCUGGCUGCCCGCCACGGCCCCAAAAAAAGCGAACAAGAGCUAAAAGAUGAAGAAAUGGAAUUGUUCACAAAAUAUUACAUGGAAUGGAAAGGAGAGAGAAAAAGUGGCAAUACGUCAUAUAUGAACAUACCACGAUUUUACUACAGGCUGCCGGCUGAAGAUGAAAUCUUGCUUCAGAAAUUAAGAGAAGAAUCUAGAGCAGUCUUUCUGCAAAGAAAAAGCAGAGAGCUGUUGGAUAAUGAAGAGCUGCAGAAUCUAUGGUUUCUACUGGACAAACAUCAGACAUCACCAAUGAUUGGGGAAGAAGCAAUGAUCAACUAUGAGAACUUUUUGAAAGUUGGUGAAAAAGCUGGACCUAAAUGCAAGCAGUUCUUCACAGCUAAGAUCUUUGCUAAAUUACUCCAUAAUGAUCCUUAUGGGAGAAUAUCUAUCAUGCAGUUUUUCAAUUAUGUCAUGCGAAAAGUGUGGCUUCAUCAGACAAGAAUAGGUCUCAGUUUAUAUGAUGUGGCAGGACAGGGGUACCUCAGAGAAUCAGAUUUAGAAAAUUACAUUCUGGAACUCAUCCCUACUUUGCCACAACUGGAUGGUUUAGAAAAAUCUUUUUACUCCUUCUAUGUCUGCACAGCAGUUAGAAAGUUUUUCUUCUUUCUGGAUCCUCUCAGAACAGGGAAGAUAAAGAUACAGGAUAUUUUAGCUUGCAGCUUCCUGGAUGACUUGCUAGAGUUAAGGGACGAAGAACUUUCUAAAGAAAGUCAGGAGACAAACUGGUUUUCUGCUCCUUCUGCAUUAAGAGUUUAUGGCCAGUACUUAAACCUCGAUAAAGAUCACAAUGGCAUGCUCAGCAAAGAAGAACUGUCCCGGUAUGGAACAGGGACUCUGACCAACAUAUUUCUGGAUCGUGUCUUUCAGGAAUGCUUAACUUAUGAUGGUGAAAUGGACUAUAAAACCUACCUGGACUUUGUGCUUGCAUUAGAAAACAGAAAGGAACCUGCAGCUCUGCAAUAUAUUUUCAAACUGCUUGAUAUAGAGAACAAAGGAUACCUGAAUGUCUUUUCCCUUAAUUAUUUCUUUAGGGCUAUUCAGGAACAAAUGAAAAUCCAUGGACAAGAACCUGUUUCUUUUCAGGAUGUCAAGACUGGUAGAGAUGAUCUGACAUGUCCUACUCAUAGGUUGCAGAAUGUUUUUAUAUUGGCAGUUGCUCUGUGAGAAAUCUGGUAUGUAACUGUUCUAGUAGUUUCUUUACUAAUACACAAAUUACUCGUUAAACACAUGUUGCUGUGUCUUACACUUGAAUAUACUUGGUAUGUCUAUUUUAUGGUUCAGGAUCAUCCCUUGGAGCAGGGAGCAGACUGGUGACUAAAAAAACAUGUCUUACAAAACUCUUUAUUACUGCCUGCUUUACAUUUAGCAGUGUUACUACUUAAUUAGAAGCUCUUCCACUUCUCAACUUAGCUCAUAAACGUUGAGUUUCAUGUUGUCAUUUUGAGGCCAGCGCCUCCCCAGAAAAGCAAAUUCUUGUCUGAGAAGUGGGAGCUCAGCACAUUGCUCCUGUCCACAGCCAGUAUUGUGCUUUGUGUGGGACUUAACAGCUUUUUUUUGUAAAUUGGUGAGGGUGGCACUAGUUACCCAGAGAUAACUCUGUAUUAUGGUAUGAAGUAUCCAUUAUUCUGCUCAUUAAUGUGUGGGGUGUUUUUCCCUAAUUUUGACUUUUCUUUCAUAGGAUGAAAUCUUUGAUAUGGUAAAGCCUAAGGAUCCUUACAAAAUCUCCCUUCAGGACUUAAUCAAUAGCAGCCAAGGAGACACUGUUACCAGCAUUCUAAUUGAUCUGAAUGGGUUCUGGACAUAUGAAAACAGAGAGGUCCUUGUGGCAAGUGAUAAUGACAACACUGCUGAUGUUGAGGAUACGUGAGUUUGAACAGGAGCAUGCUGUGUCCGUAGAGAUACCUCAGUCUGGUGCACCAACUGUUGGAAGCUAGAAACAUUCAUUAUCUGAAUCAAUGCCUCUUCCAUUUUAUUUUCCUCCCAGUAUAAAAUGUGGUACAUACAGGAAUUGCAGGACUAAUUUCUGAAACCAAAAAUGCAACUCUUAAAGAGGUAAAAAUUACUUUUUUUUUAAUUUUAUUUUAUUUAAUAAAUAUUCUUGGACUUUU